Messenger RNA from Labrus bergylta (ballan wrasse), 1695 nucleotides. RefSeq names its product pejvakin (gene pjvk). Gene Ontology annotation, biological process: programmed cell death. Gene Ontology annotation, cellular component: cytoplasm. NCBI's taxonomy places the organism in Eukaryota, Metazoa, Chordata, Actinopteri, Labriformes, Labridae. The record is from RefSeq and is a predicted model, not a curated record.
AUGUUUGCAGCAGCCACUAAAAACUUUGUGAAGCAGGUAGGAGACACGGGGAGGUUGAUCCCGGUCCCCAGCCUGAGCGAGGCGGACAGGUACCAGCCCCUCAGUUUGGUCACCAGGAAGAGGAAGAGACAUUUCUGGAAGAAGUACAAGUACGCCUCGACCCCCUUCUCCCUCAAAGACAUCCUGGUGGGGGAGAAAGAGAUCACAGCAGGAGUGUCUUCUUAUCAGCUCCUAAACUACGAGGACAAAUCAGACGUCGCCUUAAAUGGUCGACUAGGAAACCACCUCAUCAAUGAUGUGGGGUUCAACAUCAGCGGGUCGGACUCUGUGGCGGUCAAAGCCUCGUUCGGUAUCGUGACCAAACACGAGCUGGAGGUUCCCACGUUACUGCGAGAGCUCAACUCCAGGAAAGUGGACCUGGAUCACUGCCUGGUUCGUCAGUCCAAAGAAAGUGGACGCAGCGUUCUUUGUGUUGUUGUUGAGAGCAUCAGAACAACCCGCCAGUGCUCUCUGACCGUCCACGCCGGGAUGAGAGGGACUACAAUGAGGUUUCAGAUCGACGACGGCAGAAAUCCCAAAGGUCGAGACAAAGCAAUCGUCAUCCCCGCUCACACCACCAUUGCCUUCAGCAUCUGUCAGCUGUUUGUUCGACUGGACGGACGUCUUGAUAUUUGUGUAGCUCCAGGUUCUCAAGGGGGAUUUGAGCGGGAGCAGAUCAGGGAGCAGCUCGGCGGUUUCAUCGGUCACUUCUCGAUGGGUCGACUUCGCCGCUUUCUGUCUGGAAUCGUCUACGGAAACCCCUUCAGAGCAGAGAACCGAACCUUCGAGGAGCUCACCCACUCGGACACCUACAUGGACGACAUGGUUACAGACUACUACGAGAAAGCCGCCAGCAUGACGGACGUUUCCACCGCCUACCUCAGAGAGAGCUCCCACACCAGGGUCAACCUCCUCAAACACAACAUCCCCAAGGGGCCGUGUGCACUCUGCGGCAUGGGCAACCAGAGGCGGGAGACCGUGUACGGCUGUCUGGAGUGCAACACCGGGGGGCAGAAAUACGUCCGGCUGCAUGUGGUGCCUUGUUUGACCUCUGGCACAAAACGCUGAGGUGAAAAAUAAGUCUUACUAUAAGAGCAGUAACUAUUUUGUUUUUUUCCCCCCAGUGCAAGUGUUUACAGAAUAUGAGUCAUGAAAACUGGACAUCUCUGCAAACCCGAAACACCUGAUAUCAUGACUUUAACAGCCAACAAUUCAAAUAAAUGAUGCAAACGUUGACUUUGUGUUAUCUCUCAUAUCACAGUAUAGUUUUCUGUUUACCUUUGGCGCCGCCCUAUUUCUACACAUGUCCUGUGUAGGUACUAUAGCUUGCCAGAUGCUAAAUAAUUCAGCGGGGGUAUUGGGUGAAAAUGGACUGUUCGGAUCAUAUGAAGGCCAGUGACAACCGGGUUGUGUUAUGUUCCAAGUGUGUCAUUUUAUUUUAAGCAGAAAUUGUGCUUCAAUUAUGUCGAUUGCGAGUUUAAACUUUAUAUCAGGUGUUCUAACAGAGGAUUAGUAACUUGUGACGAUCCAAAACUUUAAAGUCUACUCUUGUAAAAUGUGAACAUCCUCGACCUAAAUGUAGUUUUGAUAUACAAUUUUUAAGGCGUCAUGGGACUUUAGUAUGUGGAUAUUACAGGAGAUUUUUUCUGUAUUUGA